UCUCUCUCUCUCUCUCUCUCAAUCCCUCAUUCAAUUCAUGGUUGCAUUUGUCCACAAAAUUAGAUCAAUUAAAAGAGUUGAGCAUUAGUUUCAGUGAAUUGGAGACUCAAUUAAGUUUUCACACAAUUCUGGCUUCAGUUCAUAGAAACUGAUGAACAGAAGUGUCUAUAAAAACAAAACAAGUAAUUCUGCCUUUAAUUCACGAAUUUAUUUAACUUCAGAUACAAAACAACACAAACAUAGAAAUCGAUUGAAUUUUUUUGUGUUUGUGUUUGUGUUUUUUUGUGUAUGAGAAAUAAAAAUAGAAAAUGUUUAGUAUUAUUGCUAAUAAACAAUAACUAAAUUGUUUUAAUCAGUGGUUCAGAACCGGGAGAACAAGACGUAAAGCAUAGGUUUGCGGUCGAAUGGGGAACAUAUUUAGCGAGUUCAAGAGACUUCAUAUACGCUUACAUCGAUGUGAGGAGCAGUCGAGGCACUGGAAGUACAUUAGGAAUACACGAAACGUGGCAUCAAAUGGAAACUACAGAAGUGAAUGACUACAUGAAAGUGAUUGAAUAUCUCAAAUCCAAAUACCAUUACAUCGAUAACUCACGGAUUGCUGUGUGGGGCUGGGCUUAUGGCGGAUACAUAGCGGCAAAGAGUUUAAUCCAAAGUAAUCAACAAAUAUUUAACUGCAGUCUCGCAGUGGCGCCGAUCACUAACUGGCUUUAUUGGGACUCGUUUACAUCUGAACGCUAUUUCGGUGACCCCCGGGUCUCAGAGGAUAGGCAUCGGUAUGAGAGCGCGAAUCUCAUCUUAAAAGCGGAUCAGUUUCUGUAUAAACGUCUGUUCAUUCUUCACGGAACGGCUGAUGAUUCCGUUCAUUUGCAGCACACUUUCAAACUAAUGAAAGCCCUGAAUAGCGCUGGAGUUCUCUAUAGAUCUCAAAUAUAUCCCGAUAGUAAUCACUAUUUGGAUGACAAGUUAUGGACAGCAAUGGAUCAGAUACAUGUGUCAUCACUGAUAGGUUCCUCAGAAAGAAAGCGUUUCUAUAAAUGUGUGACAAUUGUUGAGAACGAAGACAAAUAUGAGAUCAAUUUGGACGGAAGGAAACUGAAGACACCCAACGGUCACCUCUUCUACACCCCUAACCAGUCGUUGGCUCUAAUGGUGGCCAAUGAGUGGCAGACACAGCAGCGGAUGAUCCAGUUAUCAACCAUGCAUUUGACACAACUGACUAACACUGCGAUCGACAAUCCCGGACACGAUUGCCGACAAUCGUUGGCCAAUAGUAUACUAGAGUUCAUCGAUUCGGACACUCUUUGCUUUCGGGUUAACGAACCCAAAGAGUUAUCGCAUUUACAACAAACACAUUGGAGUCCAAUCGUUGAGUGGUUUGAACACCGAUUUGAGUGUCAAAUACCGAUCACAGACACCAUUGCAUUGAAUCCAGUGUCCGAUGAGAUCAAGAAAAACAUUUUCAGACAUCUGUGUUCACACAAUCGGUGGUCAUUAAUAGGACUCAAGUUUGCGACAGAAAAUCUCAAGUCAUUAAUACUAUCGUUAGCUUUGACUCAACGAAGACUUUCGGUCGACAAAUGUGUGGAUUAUUCGCGUCUCGAAGAGGACUUUGAGAUCCAAGAGUGGGGCAGAAUUGAGUCCACACAUGACCUCGAAUUGCACGCAUUGAGGGCCAGAGUGUCGGCCGCUUUGCUCUUCUAUUUCACAAACUGUGAAAACAGACAACUCUCGCAAAAAGGCGACUCUUAUGCUAAGACUCUUGAAUCGGUUGUUUAG
Molecule: messenger RNA, 1776 nt
Organism: Medioppia subpectinata
Lineage: Eukaryota; Metazoa; Arthropoda; Arachnida; Sarcoptiformes; Oppiidae
Source: the annotation of a GenBank genome assembly